Messenger RNA from Tuber aestivum (summer truffle), 1080 nucleotides. The record is from the annotation of a GenBank genome assembly. Lineage: Eukaryota; Fungi; Ascomycota; Pezizomycetes; Pezizales; Tuberaceae.
AUGGUAGAUCCAAAUCCCAAACAGACGAGUGAAAGUUCUCUGAAGAGGCCAACACCGCCGGAAGACCCUAUUGCCGAAUCGAACUUACAUUCUGAACGGACAGGCGAAGGUUCUUCGAGGGCACCAACUUCGUUUGAAGACCCCGUUGGCGAGCGGGAGAAGUUAGUUUUUGUUGACGAUCCACCUGAUGGGGGAUUGACAGCUUGGCUACAAGUCCUGGGGGUUCAUAUAACAGUGUGUAACACCAUGUAAGGGACAAUUCCUUCCUGUGGUCGAUUCCAAGGUUAAUUGUGCCUAUAACUCAGCGGAUAUUCCAAGGUAGGCUCUCUUGGAUUUGGUGCGCUCAUAUGGCUCACAUCCACGAUGCUUCCAGUGCUGUGGCCAGCUUCAAUCCUAUUAUGUGGAGACCCUAGGAGCAUCACCAGCGUUUUUCUGGAUUCGGUGUAUGCAGGCUUUCGGCUUAUUUUUUCUCGCGGCAUUUACUGCCUGUGGACCCGAUGCUAGACUCUUUCGGUAUCGCUACACUGUGGGCACGUUUCUAUUCCUCUUCGGGAUUUUUGCGGCUCCCCUCGCGACGACAUAUUGGCAGUUGUUCCUCACACAAGGGGUUUGCGUUGGGAUUGCGAACGGUUUAUUAUCCUGCAGCAUGUUCGGGCUGGUUUCAUCCUACUUCAAGGAGCAGAGAUUUUUAGCCGUUGGUUUAGCAUAUAUCGGGGUCGCUAGUGGAGGGGCUCUAUUACCGGUUGUGGUCCAAAGACUACAGCCGAGGAUUGGGUUUGAGGGGGCGAUGAGAGUUGUGGGGCUUAUCGCUAUGGCGACCAUGCUGUGUCCGAAUCUGAUAUUGAAGCCAAGAGCGGCGCCGAGGGGGGCAGAUAAUACUGACUAGUGGGCCGAGUUUACACAAUGGCAAUACAGUAUGUCCUUUUAUGUGCGGGUGCUUAUACCGACAGUGUGAUGUCUACCCUAGACUAUUAUGAAGGUUAGGCAUGUUCCCGGAGAUGUGGGAGUUAAUACUUGCCUAUUUGUAUGUAUCAUUUUAUUACCGGGAUAUCUUGCAUCUCGACCAGUAGUCCUCCUUCG